Messenger RNA from Fonsecaea nubica, 1014 nucleotides. RefSeq lists its product as hypothetical. Gene Ontology annotation, cellular component: plasma membrane; cell cortex of cell tip. Bases 1 to 1014 code for a protein of 337 amino acids. The record is from RefSeq and is a predicted model, not a curated record. Lineage: Eukaryota; Fungi; Ascomycota; Eurotiomycetes; Chaetothyriales; Herpotrichiellaceae. The transcript has a single exon. Gene Ontology annotation, biological process: fungal-type cell wall organization.
AUGGCCUUCUUCAGACGCGCCAAAUCUGAGAAGCCCGUCAACCGAGACCGCCCAUCCGACGAGGUCCCAUAUGGCUACGCAAAGUCGAAACCGACAGCCCUCCGCACAUUUGCGGCGAUAAUCUAUCUUCUUUCCACAAUCUUCCUCAUCUUGGUGGAGAUAGGAAACAUCAACGACAAGGCCGUCAUCCGUUCUACCUAUUUCCUCAAAAUCGACCUGGCAAACAUCAUCCCGGCCUCGGUCCCCAACGCCAUCUUCAUCAACAGCAUAGCCCAAUCCAUCGGGCUGCACGACUUCUACCAAGUCGGCUUGUGGAAUUUCUGUGAAGGUUACAAUGGCGAAGGAAUCACGUACUGCUCCCCGACCAAGACGCUGUACUGGUUUAACCCCGUGCAAAUCAUCCUGGACGAACUCCUAGCGGGGGCGUCCAUCACGCUGCCCAGCGAGGUCAUCGACGUGCUCGACCUCGUCCGCCUCGCGUCCUUCUGGAUGUUCUCGUGCUUCCUGGUCGGGACGUGCCUGACGUUUCUCUGCAUCUUCGUCUCUCCGCUAGGCUUCUCCCAGCGGCCCCGGUGGCAACAUAAAGCGAAACGGAUAUUCCUGCGGCAGCUGCCCAUCUCGAUCCUGACCCUGGCGGCGUUGCUCUUCACCGCGGUGGCCUCGCUGAUCGCCACCAUCAUGUUCCUCAUUUUCCAAGACAAGUUCUCGGGCGCCGCCGACUUGAACAUCCACGCGCGCCUGGGCAAGCCGAUGCUCGCGUUCAUGUGGAUCGCCACGGGUCUCAAUCUGAGUGGGUUCCUCAUGCAGCUGGGCACCUGUUGCGGCGUCUGCUGUUGUACCGGGAGGCGGAGGGCGGUCAGGCACAGUCAAUUGACCGAGGCUGGGCGAGGGGGAGUAGUCGACAACACCGAGGGACAGAGGGAGAAGGCGGUGCGGGACGUCGAUAGCAGUGCCAGGACAGAUGGGUCUUCUGCCGGGGCAUUCCCUGCGUUCAGGAGGAGCAGGCGAGGCUGA